Molecule: messenger RNA, 555 nt
Organism: Danaus chrysippus (African queen)
Lineage: Eukaryota; Metazoa; Arthropoda; Insecta; Lepidoptera; Nymphalidae
Source: the annotation of a GenBank genome assembly
AUGGAAAUUAUAAAAGAUGACGCUAUACAUAACACUGCCAUGAAACUAGCAGAGGAAUUAAAAAAUCUUUCUAUAUAUAAAUCGAUUUAUAGUGAUGUUCAGAAGUUAGUUUCCUCGCCAAAUGUAAAUAAAGAAGAUUUUAAACAAAGUUUACAACAGGCUAUGAAAGAAAAGGGUUUACACACAAAGCUAAGGAACACCGUCUUUCAUUGGGUUAGAACACAGGGUAAACAAAGUAGAAAAAUCUACGUGGAGUGGUCUAAUGGUGAACCGUUACUGGGAGUGAAUCCUAACAUGCCCAGCACUGUGCCAGGUUUCGCUACUCUAGAGGCCGAACGCAUCGGUCUAGGAGAGAGAGUCUCCGCUCUAGGAUACGCUCCUGUCAUACAGGAGUUUCUAAAGAAGGGAAGCCCACAGUGUUUGCGAGCGAAACUUUGGUCUCAGGUUUUGGGAGCGGAAGUUAAGCAACAACAAAUCACGUACUUCAAUCAGUUACAGAAGAGCGUUUUGGAAGUUGACUUGAUGAUCGACAAGCUUAUAUUUAAAGAUGUAUAA